Messenger RNA from Polistes canadensis, 2425 nucleotides. RefSeq names its product nudC domain-containing protein 1. The coding region runs from base 565 to 2235 and encodes 556 amino acids. The transcript is spliced from 4 exons. The record is from RefSeq and is a predicted model, not a curated record. NCBI's taxonomy places the organism in Eukaryota, Metazoa, Arthropoda, Insecta, Hymenoptera, Vespidae.
AAUAUAUUAUUGGUUUAAGAGCUUUAACUUUAAUAUGAAAUGUUAAUAAAAUUCGUGAACGUGAAUGUGUGUAUUUAUACAUAAUGUAAAUAAAUACAGAAUGUACCAGAAUAGUUCAGUUAGAUUGUAUAUAACAUUGUAAUGAUAUUGUUUGUAAUAAAUUGACAUGUUAUAACAUGGUUUCAUUUUUAUGAUGAAUACUCUAAAUUUCUUUUUUUUUUAACUAUAAAACUACGGGAACAUUAAUUACAUUGUACUUUCUUUCCUGUUAUAUAAUAGGUGUGUGUAUGGAAGUGUAUAUAAACACUAUCGUGCAAUAUUUUAGCUUGCUUUUAGGUUAAGAUACACAUGCGUUAUAUUUUAUUUAAGUUAAAUUUAAUGUUUUAGUUAAUUAAUCGAUUAAACGCGUUUAACCUAAAUUUAUUUAUUUAACGUUUCACUUAUAAUUUGUAACAAUCAAAUUAUUAAUUUGUUAUGACAUGUAUCGCGUUACUAUAGUUAUUUGUGAAUGAAUAUAUUGCGUGUCUCUCAUAACAUACUUCGUGAGUUGCGAUAUUAAAAGUAAUGACGAAAAUAAUAGAAUUACAUCCUGACAGAUCUCUUUUAAAUCCACGUUUUGAAAAGUAUCAAUUUUCUCCAGAUGUUGUUCCUGUGAAAUCAGAAAUAAGUUUAGAAAAUGAUGUAUUUAGGCUAGAAUUAAAUCCCGAUCAAGAAUCUUGGUUGGAAGUGAGAUUAUUUGCUCUUCAUAAUCAUUUAUUUACAAAUCCUUAUGAUACAUCAUGUUGGUUUAUUGAUAAAGAACACAUAAUUUGGCGUGUAAAUAAAAUUGGAACACUUCAAAAAAUAUAUAAAUUAUGUUCUCCUAAUGCUCAAUCAUCAAAAUUAUUAUAUAAUCCAUCGAUCGGAUUUACUAGCAAUAAUAUUGUAGUAAUUUCUAAUGGAGGUAACAGCCUCCAUUUAUUAAGGGAAGAUAAUUCUGGUCAUGUUGAAACAUUUUUAUUAGAAGAAGCAGAACCUGGAGUUAUUUUAGAUAUCCGAUAUGUGCAAAUUAAAUCUCAAAUUAUUAUUACGUUGUCAUCUAUAGUUGAUGAUAAUGGGAAAAAGUGUACAAAGCUUGUAUUAUUAUUUUAUACUUGGCAACAAUCUGAUGAAAAGCAAAAUACUUUUCAUUUAUCUAAUAAACAAGUAUUAAAAGUACGAGGUACCGUAGAAUAUGUAUUUAUCGAAGAAAAUGGUGACCAUUUACAUACCAUUUGUCAAAAUAAUAUUAUUUUUGAAUCUGACGAUAAGAAAAUAACAGAAAAUAGUAUAAAAAAUAUAAGUGAUAGAGAACACAUAAAAAUUCCUAAAUAUUGCUGGUCUCAAGACGAAGAUUCGCUUACAGUUUGGAUUAAAAUACCGGAAAAAUAUUAUCAAAGUCAGGCCAAAGUUAAUGUAAAAUCUAAUGAAAUAUCAAUUACUGUAAAUAAUGAUAUUUUAAUACAAGGCGAAUGUCAACACAGAUUAGAUGAGAAGCUUACUACUUGGAAACAUGAAAAGGACACAUUACAAUUGGACUUAAUAAAGUUUGAAAAUGGUUUAAUGUGGGAUGAGUUAAUUAAAGGUGAUACAGGAGGAGAAUGUUUACCAAAUGAAUCACUAGCAGCUGAAAUUCAUUCUAGAUUAGCACAUCUAUGUUCUGAAAAUCCAGAUGCACCUGGUGGAGAAGGUCAACCGUGUUUAGGAUUUAAUUCUGAACAAUUGGAAGAAUGCGAUAUAGAAGGAAAAGAAAACAUCUUGCAAAGAAUAAAUCUUACAUCGCAGGAAAUAACACAUCAGGCUACUCUUGGUACAAAUAAUCAUGUACUAUUUACAUAUAAAAUGAAAUUUGGACAGACAAUAUGUCUUAGACACGAUCAUGAUGGUUGUCUUUGGAUUACUGAUAUUGUAGAAGACAAUCUAUGGAAAAUAAAACAUACUACAACAUUUCCAGGUUUUGGAUAUGUUGAAGCAAGUAAAAGUAAUAAAAAAUUCUGUAUAUGUUCUCCAGAUGGUUCAUACGUUGCCAUAAUAGAACACACAAGACACGUUUUUCUUUAUGAAAGGCCAGAAAAUAAUUCUCAAAUAAGUAAACAAUGGAUUGUAGAUUUAGAAUGUGAUUCUCCAUCUUCUAUUAUAAUGGGAGCAGUUGCAACUAACAAAUAUUUAAUAAUCCUUACGAAAAACAAAUUAUACCAUUUACAAAUUUAUCCAUAAAAUUUUAUACUUUUUAUUAUCUUCUGUACAUAUUGAUAUUUUAUGUAUAUAUGAAUUAUGUAUAGUUGCGUGCACAAUGUACACGUGCGUAUAUACACACACGCACACCCACAAACACACAAAGAGAGACACGCAUCACAGCAAAUAAUUUGCUCGAUCUAUUCUAAUGAUAAAUACUAAUCAUAGAAAA